ACUUCGGAAGUGCCCACUUUCCAUACGUCUUCGAACGCCCCGACUUCAGUCCGGGGCCUUUUAUCUUUCCAUAUCUCCCCAUGCGCCCCCCUUCGUCGUCGAAACCAGGAAUGGCCUCGAUACGCACUCGAUUCUUCCACGGGUAGCAACCACUGUUCCCGUCGGAACGAAACUGAACCUCGAGCCAACUCACUCCUUCGCCUCGGCCUCGGUGCUUACAAACCCGGUUUCGCCGUCCACGGGUGUGUAUACUGAGUACCACAGUAAACAAGCGCUACCUACGAAUUAGGUAGUUAGCACCGGCUCCAUUCUGUGUUCAAUUGACCCAUCAUUUUCACCGGACAUUUUCCCCCGCCUCUUGCUUUCCCUCAUUUUGCAUCUAUAUUCAAGCCCAGGCAGGGUUUUGGGUCAGGAUUGAAGAGUGCGGGAUCUCCCGGUCAUCAUCUCGCAGCGUGGAACAUGACGUCGACCGAAGGGUGGGACGAGUCUGAUUCGCCCGGAGUCCGGAGGAGGGCCGACGGCUCGGGGGACGGAAACUUCGCCGAUAAUCAUAUCGACCAUGCGGAGGAGACCACUAGCCUGCUGGGCGCCGGCGUUCACAGCAGCAAUGGGGCCACCGAUGAGACACAUGCUCCCGCUCAGGACGGUGGGUGGGCAGGCCGUGAGGACUUCGCUGGGUUACCGUGGUGGAAAACGCCAUCCGUCGGGUUCCUGUUGGCUCCGUAUGCCAUUUUCACACUCGCCUUUGGCGGCUCCGUCGUUCCAAGACUGAACCUCAUUAUCGACCUCGUCUGCAAGCACUACUUUGCCGACCGGUCAGCUACCGACCCGGACUUCACCUUCACCCCGGUGAUCCCGGGGGGUAACAACCGGCAGUGCUUCAUCCCCGAGGUGCAAAAGGCCGUGGCCAUCUUCACGCUUGUGCUCAACGUCGGCAUCGGCAUGCUCAGCUCCCUCUCGGCGCCGAAGUUGGGGUCGCUUUCCGAUCGCUAUGGCCGGAAGCGCAUGUUGAUUAUCUGUUCCAUGGGCGGCAUCAUGUCCGAGAUCAUCACCAUUAUCGCCGCCAAGUACCCCGAGACGGUCCCGUACCAGUGGCUGCUGCUCGGCGGCUUUUUCGACGGGCUCACGGGCUCCUUCACCGCAGGCAGCGUCCUGAGCCACGCGUAUACGAGCGACUGCACUCCGCCGUCGAAGCGGGGCGUCGCGAUCGGCUACCUCCACUCGUGCCUAUUCACAGGUCUCGCCAUCGGGCCCCUCAUCGCCGGUUACCUCGUCGAGUGGACCGGUUCCCUGCUGUCCAUCUUCUAUAUCCUUCUCGCAUGCCACAUCUUCUUCGUCCUCUUCAUGGCUUUCAUCCUCCCCGAAUCCCUGUCGAGGAAACAGCAGCUGCUGGCGCGCGAGAAGCACGCGCGCGCAAAGGAGGCCCUCGUGCCAGCCCCCGAUUACACUGGCCUCUCCCGGUCGCGAGUCCCGUUCGGACGGCACAUCAGCCGGCUGAUACGCUCGAUCCGGACGACGAACCCCCUCGCGCCGCUCGACAUCCUCUUCCCGACCGGCCCCGGCACCGGGCGGCUGCGGCGCAACUUCCUCAUCCUCGCCUUCAUCGACAUGAUCGUCCUCGGCACGGCCAUGAGCACCGGCACCGUCAUCGUCAUGUACGUCGAGUACAUGUUCGAGUGGGGCAACCUCGAGAGCUCCCAGUUCAUCUCCAUGACCUCCAUGGUGCGCGUCAUCAUCCUGGUCGGCAUCCUGCCCCUGAUCAACUACCUCUUCCGCACGCGGCCGGCCGCGCGGCGGCGCCGGCGCGAGAACCCAGACCACAACAACCACCACAACCCAUCACCACCCAUCGAAAAAAACCGCGGCGCGGACCAAGUCGACCUGUGGAUCCUGCGCGUGGCGCUCGUCUCGGACGUGGUCGGCAUCACGGGCUACGUGUUCGCGCGCUCGAGCGCCGUCUUCGUCGCCUGCGCCGUGCUGACCGCCUUCGGCGGCCUCGGCUCCGCCACCAUCCAGGCCGCCGUCACCAAGCACGUGCCGCCCCAGCGCGUCGGCCAGAUGCUGGGCGCCAUCGGCCUGCUGCACUCCCUCGCGCGUAUUGUCGCGCCGAUCGUGUUUAAUCAGUUGUAUGCGGCGACGGUGGAGGGGUUUCCGCAGGCUUUUUUUGUGCUGUUGGCGGUGAUGUUUGGGUUGGCGUUGGGGGCGUCGUUUUUUUUGGAGCCGAAUGUUUUCAUGGCGGGAGAUGACGAUGCACCUCUCCCUCCCCGGCCGAGUAGCAGCUCGGACGCGGCGCGGCGGGAUGCGCUGGAGGAUGAUGCCCUUCUGCCUUGAGGUGUAGACGCUGUGUGGAUAUGGGCUGGCGGAUGGAAGGGGGGGUGUAGAGGUUCAACCUGCAUGAGUAAGAUACACUGCAUAGUAGAGGAAGGGGGUUGCAUGGGUUUGGGGAGGCAGGUUUGUGGCUUUUCAACAGCGGGGUGGUGGCAUUAGAUGCGGUGUUGCAGAUGCUGGGGCGGCGGUUCAACUGGCGAUUUACAUAUAUACCCUGCAUUGAAUUGAGUCUUCAUUUUUGAA
Messenger RNA from Chaetomium fimeti, 2571 nucleotides. RefSeq names its product major facilitator superfamily domain-containing protein. The coding region runs from base 460 to 2331 and encodes 623 amino acids. Lineage: Eukaryota; Fungi; Ascomycota; Sordariomycetes; Sordariales; Chaetomiaceae. Gene Ontology annotation, cellular component: membrane. The record is from RefSeq and is a predicted model, not a curated record. Gene Ontology annotation, molecular function: transmembrane transporter activity. Gene Ontology annotation, biological process: transmembrane transport. The transcript is spliced from 4 exons.